AUGCGAUCAUUUUUUAUUGCAUUACUUAUUUUACUUCUUGUUUCAUAUUGGGCUCAUGUUUUUGUUACACAUGAAUUAAAUUCUUCAAAUGAAUUAGUUAAUUUAGUUCUUGAACAAAAAUUUAUUGGUAUAUGUGAAUGUCGAUGUUGUCUUUUAACUGGUACAUUAUGUGAAUCUAUUAUACGACAAAGUUUACCAUUCAAGAAUGAAUUUUCUUGUAAUUUAUGUACAAAUGAUUUUUGUACAAUGAAUAUUAGUACAACAGAACAAUGUCAAUUAAUGUAUACAAUGAAAGCAGAUUGUUUUCAAUAUGAACCGCGUGAAAAAUCUUCAUUAUUUGUUAGUGUACGUCCUAUUUUACAGUAA
This is a messenger RNA of Adineta steineri, 366 nucleotides long. Lineage: Eukaryota; Metazoa; Rotifera; Eurotatoria; Adinetida; Adinetidae. The record is from the annotation of a GenBank genome assembly.